Sclerotinia trifoliorum is the source of this 1521-nucleotide messenger RNA. The record is from the annotation of a GenBank genome assembly. Lineage: Eukaryota; Fungi; Ascomycota; Leotiomycetes; Helotiales; Sclerotiniaceae.
UGGUAAUGACAUUCACGUGGCUUAUAUAAGCGUGUUGCAUUAUCAUCAUCUCCAGCACAUCGAUUCUCUUUAUUCCUUAUAUUUCUUUCCAUUUAUCAAUCAUCUCCAACCAUAGCAUCAAAACCCCUCGUCCAUUUCCCCCAUUGCUCAAAAUGCCCAUUCAUCACGACCCCAUAAACCCAUCCCUAACACUCAACUCCCCCAACCCAAAACACAAAAACAUCAUCCUCACGCGACCCCGCACCACAGACGCAGAACCCACAAUCCCCGCCUUCAACAAUCCAUCCAUCUAUCUAAAUCUCACCGGUCCUCCCUUCCCAUACGCGCAAGAAUCAUUCGAUUCCUUCUUCACAGAGGUCCUGGAUAAAAAUGUAAGGAUUGCAGUAGCGGAACUGUGGGAUGCGAGGGAAGCGGAGAGGAACAAAGAGGGAAAGAGUUGGGUUGGGGCAAUUCCGUUUCCGAGUAUUAGGGAGGUGGUGGUUGAUGAGCGGGGAAGAAGGAGGGAGUUGUUUAUUGGGCAGGUGGAGGUUAGGAGGAGGGGGUUUGUGACGGUUUUGGAUGGGGAGAAGAGGGAGGGGUUGGUGGGGGAGAAUUUGGAGAGGAGGGUGGGUGAUGAGGGGAUUGAGUGGGAGAUUGGUUGUAUGUUUUUCUUUCGUUUUCGUCGUUGGGUUUUUGGCUUUUUUAAGAAGGUAGAUGCGUGAUCAUGCUGCUGAGGGCUGGCUUGAGUUGCUUCGGUGAAUUUGAAAGAGAUGAGUGGAGAACACCUCUAUCCAUGGAUCUCAAGGAUAGCUCAGCUCAUACACCUGACACCAAUUUGGUAGUACCAAAUUCUCCUCCUAUCCAUCCAGCUAGUCAUCAAGCGAAAACAUACCACUAUUCUCCCUUCCCCUUCUCCCCUACCUCCUCUCCCAAAACCAACAAACUAACAUCCCACCCUCCCACCAGUCUGGCUCCUCCCCUCCCACCACGGAAAAUCAAUCAUGCCAUCCGUCCUCCAAACCCUCCUUUCAGAUUUCUUCAUCCCAUACAUGAAUAUGCAUUUCCUAACAGGUGAAUAUCUCGAGUUUAAUACGGCUAGUAGGAGGGUUUUUGAAAAAUGUGGGUUUAAGUGGGAAGGGGUUACUGAGGAGGUGGAGAGGAUACACGACGGGAAGUUGGGGCGUUGGGGAGUGGUUGGGGAGGAGAGGGGAUUGGGGAAGGAGGAGGAUGCAGGGAAGAGGAAGGAAAAGAGUGGUUGUGGAAUGGGAAGGGGAUGCUUGGGUGAGGGGAGAAGGUAGGUGGGAGUUUGGUGGUGUGGAGGGAACAGUUGAGGAGGUAUAAGAUGGGGAGGUGAGAAAGUUGUUAGAUGGAUGAAUAGAAAAGAGAAAGGAAGAUUUUAAUACUUGGAUGAUGAUAACGCUUUUAUUAACUUAUAGAAGCGGAUAUUUUCCACAAAGCCUGGGUAGUUUUUGGAUUAAAUUAAAUGGAUAGAUAGAUAGAAAAUAGAUAGAAAAUAGAUAGAAAAUAGAUAGAAAAUAGAUA